AUGUAUUUCCCGGAGCCAAUUGAACGCCGGCUUGAGGGAGGAUUCACGACAGCUGCACCUCUCACUGCUCCUGCCGCUUCGAUUCAUGCCAUUUGGUGGACCUGCAUCAGGUCAUUGUUUACUGGGCUCAUUGCCGCCGCGAUGCUCGUCUCCACGCUGCUUGAGGUUGAGACGACGCAAGAUGCAUCUACGCCCCCCGUGAAAGCAGCGACUUGGGCUGGCCUUAUCUAUGCAUCUCGACUUGGAGAGUGUGCUGCAACUGUGCACACUUCAUCUUCGGGCUUUCUUUUACAUCAAGUGGUUAUGAGCCCCCUGCGUUUCCAACGCAUACAACACCUAGCGCUCGUCACCAAUAUUUGCGCCGACACUAAUAUCACUCGAGUCGGCCACUGUCAUGGUUUACUUGUUUGGCUGUAUACACGCGAUAAGGGGGUAACUUGGAGAGCUGCAACUGUGCACACUUCAUCUUCGGGCUUUCUUUUACAUCAAGUUCUCGUCGCCUCGCUUGUGCAAAAGAGAGAACAGCGCACGAACGGACAAGCACAUAUCGUGCGACCUCCGUGCCUGGAGGAGUGCGUGAUCACUCGAACAUGUUCCUGGACGGCUGCUGGUAAUAAGAAACGAUCGAUCGGUAUGGCGCAGUCCAACGUGUCCAGCUGCGUGCUCUCCAUCGUCGCAUCUUUUGCUAGCGGCUUGGACGUUUUCAAGAAGUUCCGACAGCUGCGAGGCAAGAGGCGGAAAACAAGGAAGAACGCGUCACUGGAUGACGAAGAAGUCAGACUAGCGAAGAGUCUGAGACAAGGGCCUGAGGAUAUCGGCAGAGAGUACCAGAGAAGUCUCAUCUCUGUCGGAGAGCAUUUUGCACAAGGCGAUGGUGAGCGGAUACUGAACACUUCUGCAGCCAUAGCACAGACAUCGCUUGCCGAGAUUCUUCUCCAGUUAAAUAUUGGCCUGGUCACGGUGAUAAAUGCUUUCCUGGGCCGAGAGAAGCACGAUACCAAGCUUGACUGCCAGUCCUUGACGAGUUUGUCUGAAAAAUCUCGCGUUGAUACCAUACCUCGAGCAGUACAAAGCACGAGCGAGGGACGAAACGCACAUUCGACAUCUGUCCUAUCAACGGAGCGCAGGAGCAGAAGAAAGCCGGCAGCAAGCCCAAAACGUACCACAGCGAGAGGACCCAUUCUUGCGAGAGUGGUCAUUGCAGACUCCAACAAGCCGGGUGAAAUUGCGAUGGUUCGACCAGGCGAGCGAAAGAAAAAGAGGUCCUCUAGUAGGCCAUCUUCGAAUGCUCAAUCUUGCAAUUCUUUGGCAUUGCCUGGACCUCUAUCGACACCACCACCACAAUACACCGCAGUAGAGCCAUUAACAAGGCCACAACAUCGUCGCGCCAACACACAUCCCGAGAAACGUUUGCCGCAACGAAAUCUUUCGUCGAUGGAUGUCAGUACCAUGCAGGAGCAAAGCAGACCAGACGCUUUGCGCGCAACGCGGUCUACUCCACGACUCGAGAGAAUUACACAAGAAUAUCCGGACCCAGUGCCUGCAAUACCAGCGAAAGUCCCGAUGCCCAAUAUCACAUCAAUGGAGCCUCGACGAAGGCUGCAAAAGCCGACUCCGACCUUGUGUUCUAUCGCAUCUGACAGCACAAAGCUGGGUGAGAUUCCUCUGCAUAAAUGGUCCGAGCCGGUGGACUUCGACGCCAUGUCACUUGUCAACAAGGAAGCAGUGCAGAAUGGCUGGCCUGUGAUGGAUGAUGACCUCGCCGAGCAGAAAAAGAAACGCGGAGGACUUUUGCGACUCUUUCGACGAAAUCGCUCUGCAGUCUCAUUACCAGCAUUCAAUUUGAUCGACUUGGCCGUUGUGGAAUUGAUCUCAAACCUGUUCUGUGAGGCUACAUGA
Pseudocercospora fijiensis CIRAD86 is the source of this 1899-nucleotide messenger RNA. RefSeq lists its product as uncharacterized. Lineage: Eukaryota; Fungi; Ascomycota; Dothideomycetes; Mycosphaerellales; Mycosphaerellaceae. The transcript has 16 exons. The coding region runs from base 1 to 1899 and encodes 632 amino acids. The record is from RefSeq and is a predicted model, not a curated record.